Messenger RNA from Pelobates cultripes (western spadefoot toad), 38090 nucleotides. Lineage: Eukaryota; Metazoa; Chordata; Amphibia; Anura; Pelobatidae. The record is from the annotation of a GenBank genome assembly.
AUGUCCGGCUGGCAGGAUUACGUGGAUAUGCUGAUGGCCGAUGGCAGCUGCCAAGAGGCCGCCAUUGUCGGUUACGUGGACGCCAAAUACGUCUGGGCGACGACCCCCGGGGGCUUCUUCCAGACCCUGACGGUAAGAGAGGAGCUGGGGGUCUUCUCCUCUAUGCCAUGUCCUGUGCACCUGCCUAGGGGGCAAAUAACGGGCAGCAACCCCCCACUCAACACCACUACCGUAAUACCCACUUAUUAUACCCCCACUCACCAUCACUACCUUAAUACCCACUUACUAUGCCCCCACUCACCAUCACUACCUUAAUACCCACUUAUUAUGCCCCCACUCACCAUCACUACCUUAAUACCCACUUAUUAUGCCCCCACUCACCAUCACUACCUUAAUACCCACUUACUAACCCCUUACCACUCACCAUCACUAUACCCACUUAUUAUGCCCCCACUCACCAUCACUACCUUAAUACCCACUUACUAUGCCCCCACUCACUGCAUCACUACCUUAAUACCCACUUAUUAUGCCCCACUCACCAUCACUACCUUAAUACCCACUUAUUAUGCCCCCCCACCACCACUACCUUAAUACCCACUUAUUGUGCCCCACUCACCAUCACUACCUUAAUGCCACUUAUUAUGAUCACCAUCACUACCUUAAUACCCACUUAUUAUGCCCCCACUCACCACCACUACCGUAAUACCCACUUAUGCCCCCACUCACCAUCACUACCUUAAUACCCACUUAUUAUGCCUCUACUCACCAUCACUACCUUAAUACCCACUAAUUAUCCCCUCGCUCAAGAUCACCACCUUAAUACCCACUUAUUAUGCCCCCACUCACCAUCACUACCUUAAUACCCACUUAUUAUGCCUCUACUCACCAUCACUACCUUAAUACCCACUAAUUAUGCCACUCACUCAAGAUCACCACCUUAUUACCCCCUAACUAACCCUCCCUACUUUAAUAUCUACUUAUUGCCCCCUCAGUCACCAUCACCACCUUAUGGCCCCUUCAGUCACCUUAUUACACCCACUGUACUGCCUACAAGGAGGCCAAUAAAGCAAUAUAGACCCAGCACUCUCUGGACUGCAGCUCCCAUGAUGUCCAGCCAGCCAUCACCAGCUGAUAUCAUGGUAAGUGUAGUCCAGGGCAGCUGGGGUGCCAUGGGUCAGCCAUUGCUGCGGUCAGAGGAGGAAAAUGUGGGGGUUCUAUUCAUGGAAUGUUAUAAUGUGUGAUCAUCAUCUUCUGUCAUAAUCCGUUAUCCCAGAGCCUGCAGCUCCCUAGAGCGGUAUUUCUAGUUAUGGAUGGAGGGUAUAUUAUUUCUCCAUAUCAUAUGACGGCUCUUUUUAUUAUUUUAUUCUUUACAUAGCGCCCAGUCACUGUCAGGUUGAGAUUUACGCACGUGACGUAACCGGCUUUCGUGAAUCCCGCCCCCCCAUCCUCCAUUCUCCAUGUUCUUCUGCAAGAUGGCGUGCUCCCAUUGAUUUUUUUUUUUUGAUUUUUUUUCCCCUUUUCUUCACUGUGGCUUUUGAGCUACAGGGGUUAAGGCACGAGGCCUUAUGUGACAUGUUCUAGAAGGUCUGUUCCAUAAAGAACUUAAUUCAUGGGAACACUGUCAAGGUUAUUAGUGUGGGGUGACAUACAAUUCAAUUAUAAAUUGUGAUUUAUUUUUCCCCCUUUUUUAAUAAGUGAUGAUAAUCUGUAUUCGUAAGGAACCCCCAGCAAAUAUGCCCUAAAUAGAACCUUGUGUAUACAACCCUAGCUUCUUUGUACUGACAGAGGCAUAAUUUUCAUAAAUUCAGCACUUCUGAUUUUGUGGUAUUUUGUUCAAUAUACCACAUAUUAGCUGCGUUUAGAAAGAGAAUGUCACACCAUUUCAAGGACAUGAGGUUGCUAGAAAGACAGACAUUUGAUUCAGAUGCAUUUCAUUAUUGUCCUUUCAAACAACUUUAACCAAAUGAGGAUUAACAUUUUGUGGAGUUGUUUUUAAAAUAUUAUAUGUAUAUUAGAUUGUAUUUAAAUAUUAGUCUGUCACACUUGGUCAGUCAUGUUUACUCCCCUCCCCCCCACAAAAUAUUCAUAUUUUGUUUAUAGUUGUUUCAGCUUCUAGGUCAAGUAAGCCUUUACUUUCCAAAAUAAUAUAAAAACAUGCAGUAACAGGCAGUAGGGAACAAUAGACACCCCCUCUCUAAAAUGAGCAUUUUGCAGUGUGUGUAUAAUUUGGCUAUGAUUCUGUUCAUACUGUGCUUUCUAUAAAUGUGAACUUUGCGUCAUAUUGUAGUUGGGGAUGGGGGAAAUAUAAUUAAGUUGGGGAAACCUGGUGUGUUUGUGUGUGUUUUUUUUUUAUUUAUUUAUUUUUUUCUCUCACACAUAAAUUGGAAUUUUAUGAAAGCAAACAUAGAGAGAAGCUUGAAUGUGUGUGUGAAAGUUAAGUAACUUUUUUUUUUUAAAUUUUACUUCUGUUGCUUCAUAAAGUAUGCAUUAUUAACUGACACAAAUAUCAUGAGGUGUUAGCCUCAUUUGAAUAUCAUCAUAUCAUAAAUGUGGUGAUUUUGAAUAGCAUUUUUUUUUUUCUCAUCUUGAGAAUGCAUCUCUCUUUAAUUCCUCUAAAAAAUGCAGAAAUUAUUGCUGCAGUAAAAUGUACAAUCAUGAAGUCUCAAUACCUAUAUCACUGUGCUUCUUCAAAUAAAAGCCUAAAACUCUACUUACAUUCCUGUUUUGCUUUUUUUAAAUUUAUUUUUCUUCCAGUUGCCAUUUUUAAAGGCACCUCUAGUUCAUUUACUCCCUGCCCCCUCAGUAGGUCCCAUUCAUUGUGGCAAACAAACAACAACAACCUAUUAGUUAUUCACACAAGUGAACAAUAGCCUAUAGCUGCACAGAGACUUAUGAAAAUGCUAAGGAUUGGUUAAGAUCUGACAUCUUUUAGUUGAAGAUGAUGUCACAGGGAAGGAUUGGAGCCUGGAAUCUGAAGGAAAUACUCCUACUCAAGUAUUGGGUAUUUUUGGUUAUAAUCAUAAAACUACAGUGGAUAUAAGGAAAGGCAAAACGGACAGUGUUGUCUUCAAAGAUGAUUAAAAUGCUAACUGUACCUUUUUUUUUUUUUUCUUCAAAUGCUCAUAUAGCCAAUAAAAUGUGUAUGGUAUCCUUUGCACAUUUUUGAAUAAAUGGCCCUUGUAUGAAGUAUCCAUAACUUGACUAAACUGGGAGUUGAGAAUUGACAUAGGAAAACUGGGAAUUGUGGAUGAUUUCCAAAUUGUAGGCCAAAAUAUCUUCAAUUUAAAAUAGAUGGGUUGGUGAUUCUACUGUCUAUUUUCCUAAAAUUUACACACACACUUCCUUCUGUCAAUUUUACACGAUUUCUUGUUUGGUGAAUGCACCACAUGUAUACACUUUUUUAUUGCAAAGAUUUACAGAUGCUUUGUGGCUGUAUUUCUGUACAAAAAAGAAAAGAAAAAGAAAAAAAAACACAUCCUACACAUUUUACUGACCUCUAAUAUGAGAUGUAGCAUAAAAUUUAGAUGAGAAAUAAAAAAUCUGUUCCAUGAGCACAAUGGCAAUUUGCACAUAGUUUGUAAAUAUGUUGUUUUACAGAAAAUGUGCAUGUGUGUAUAUAUGAAUGGUAACUUAAAGGGACACUAUAGUCACCAAAACAACGUUGGCUUAAUGAAGCAGUUUUGGUGUAUAGAUACUGCUCAAUUAUCUGUCAUGUAGGAGUUAAAUCACUUUGUUUAUGCAUCCCUAGUCACACCUCCCUCCAUGUGACUUACACAGUCUUCCUAAACACUUCCUGUAAACAAUCCUCUAAUGUUUACACUUCCUUAAUUGCAAAUUCUGUUUAAAUGAGAAUUUCUUAUCUCCUGCUCUGUUAAUAGCUUGCUAGACCCUGCAGAAGUCGCCUGUAUGUAUAUAAUUCAAGUUCAAUUUACAGAGCAGGAGAUAAAAACUGUUAAAGUAAGUUACACCUGACUUAAAAAUGACACCAUUUUGUUUUCAUGCAGGCUGUGUCAGUCACAGCCAGGAUUGAAGAAUAAGCAGAUGCAUGAUCUAUACACCCAAACUGCUUCAUUAAGCUUAAGUUAUUUUGGUGACUAUAGUAACCCUUUUGAGAGGGGGGACCAAUCAAGUGUAAUAUGCCUUAUUGGUUAUUGUGGAGUAGUUACCCCGCCCCCACUCCCCUCUCAAUGCGCUGUGAAAAAACAGGAUUUACUUGAUUGCUCUUCCGCGUCUCUCCUGACCUCACUGGGGCGUGCGUGGUCCAAUCUCAGGCUUCUCAUACAGAUUAGGGAUCGACCAAUAUUUUUUUUUUUUUUAGAGCCGAUAAUCUGAACUUUCAGCUCGAUAGCCCAUAACUUACUGACAUUCUGUACAUUUACCGUUUUGAAAAAAUAAACUAUUUCUCAAGGUAAAUGCACUAAAUAUACAUGCCACAUGUAGUGGAUGCAGUGUGUUUAGACAGGGGAGCUGUGUGUGUGUGUGUGUGUGUGUGUAUGUGUGUAUAUAUAUAUAUAUAUGUAUGUAUGUAUGUAUGUAUGUAUGUAUGUAUGUAUGUAUAUGUAUAUAUAUGUAUAUGUAGAGUGUUUUUGUAGUGUGUAUAGUGAAUGCAGUGAGUGGUUUUUUUGUGUAGCAUGAAUGUAGUGUGUGUUACUGUAGGUAUGUAAUUUGGGGGGAGAGAUAUUUUUAUUUAACUUUUUUUUAUAUAUAUAUAUAUAUAUAUAUAUAUAUAUAUAUAUAAGUCCCUCCCCCUCCCUGACUUUUAUUUGGGCGGGGGGUGGGGGAAAUAUGGUUUUCCCUGGUGGUCCUGUGGCAUGGACUGUGCAGUGGGGCCCACAGCAGCAAGUUCUUACUUGCCUUCCCAGCAGCUCCCUUUCUAACUCUUGCAGCCUGUGUGCCGCGCUGAGUGUUGCCAUGGUAACCUGUGGCAACGCUCUGACUGCUGCGGGAUUCGCAAGAUUUACUCAGGGGAGCUGAAAGGAGCUGCUGGGAAGGUAAGAGCUUGCUGCGGGCCGCCCCAGGACUGCCGGGCUUGUAAUGGGCCCGGCAGUCCUGGUAUGUAUUAUUGGCAAUAUCGGUAUCUCUAUAGGCUUAUACCGACAUUGCUGAAAAUACCGAAUAUCGGCUGAUCAUAUCGGCGAGAGCGAUAAUCGGUCGAUCCCUAAAAUGCACUACACGCAGACACACACUGCAUAUACUACAUGCACUACACAGACACACUGUGUACUACACACAGACACUGCAUCCAUUACACUUCACACACUACACUGCGCACACUAUACUACAUCCACACAGACUGUAUCCACUAUACACAUGGAUACAAUGCAACAUACACACUGCAUCUCUUUCCUAAAUGUGUGCCAGGCUGGGGGAGGGAGAGCGCAGCAUUUGAUCCUUUGACCCAGGCACCACAAUUUCUUGGGCCUGGCGUUCUGCUGCUGGAGGUGUUAUUCCAUCUCCGCCAGCCUUCAGUAGUCAGCCUGGAAUAAGAGUUAGGCUUGAUAAAGGUUCAGUCUGUGUCCCGAGACAUAUCUGUACCUUGUUCCUAAGUAAGGUCUACUUUUGGAUACUAACCUGUGUGCCCAGGCUGUUUGUACAAAUCUGGAAUGCUGGGGAUCUGCCUUCACUUCCAGGAAAUGCUAAGGUUUUUUUAAUUUUAUUUUAGCAUGUUUAUUCUUAUCUGGACUUUUGUGGAAUGACAGUUACAGCUGACUAAUGUUAAUUCUGUGCAUAUACUUUGCACGUAGGUUAAUUUACUGGUGGAGAACACUUGGCUGACGCUUACUACAUAUAUGUUUAUUCUGAAUACAUUAUAAGUAUUAGCAAUUUUAUAGCAACUUUAAUGAUGCAUAUAACUGGUGUAAAGGCAUACAUGUGAUUUCCUAUGCCAAAAUGUAGCCUGUUCCAAACGCUCACCCACAUAUCAAUCCAGAAGGCAUACGUUGUAGUAAAUAAUUUUAUAAAGCACAUAUUCUGCAAUGCAGUGGUGUACAGUGGAAUAAACACAGAUCAGUCUAAUAACAUGUCAAGCUCUACACAACUCUCCAGAGUACAGUAACAUUGGGAAUACAAAGUGUUUUUUUUUUUGUUUGUUUGUUUUUUUUCUUUCUUCAUAUGUUAAAAUAUGUACGCCAUUCUGUAUGUGGCAUUAUCUUUUAUCAAUUCUAAUGCGCCAACAAAUUCCGCAGCGCUAUGCAAUAGGUGGACUAACAGACCAGCAUUGCAACAAGACGAGGUGGACGCACAGGAACAGAGCGGGUCGAGGGCUCUGCUAAAACGUGCUAGAACAGUGGGUAUAUCGCUUUUAGACGUUUAGUUUUAUGUGUGUCUUCGCAACUAUGAAAAAUUUGUAACAGAUUUAUGUAACCCUAUUAGGAAUUCUGCACAGCAUCUGGUGUUGGUCAAAGUCCUGUGAAUUUUUUUUUUUUUUUUAUUUGCUAUUUUUUUUUUUCCCCUCUACUCCUUUCCCCUUCUAUCUGUAUGGUCUGUAGAUCUUCACUCUCAGAUGACAAUUUGCUUUUGGCCUAUAGAGAGAGAGUGUGUGUGUGUGUGUGUGUGUGUGUGUGUAGUUCUAGAAUGACUUUGCAGUUCUCUGUGAGGCCUAAGCUUCUUUCUCCUAUCCGCUGACUGCAGUGCUAAUGUUUACUACAUUCUGAACCUGACCAUUUGUAUCCAAUCUGGCUGCAAUAUCAAUAUGGCUGAAAUUUGAAAUGCUUAUAUUGCAUGACAAUGGUAUUUAGGGAAUAUUAACUUUUUACACACAGUGAUUUUAUCACAAAUCUCUGCCCUUGUUUUUAAUAAUUUUGGGUUUUCAUAAAACCCCAUCGUUGCUAUUGUGUAUAGGUCAGUUGUGACAGACCAGUAGAUUUAUUUUAUUUUUCUUCAAGUUCAACUGGUGCUCCCUCAAUACUGCUAAUCUCUCAUCUUCUGGCGAUGGCAUGGUCCAACUAAUGCUUCUCAUACAGGAACAUUGGGGACCUAAUGCACAUGCGUGGCGAGUGCUUCACGCAUUUACACUUUUCACAUGGAAAGCAUUAAAUAAAUUAUUUUGUAUAGGACUUCUGCAUUGGGUGACUGUCUUUUACUCAGUCAGUGCUGCAUGAGCUCCUCCAGUGGCUGUCAGUGUAACAGUCAUUGGAGGUUUGUUUAACCCUUCCAAGUAAACGGUUUUAACUUGAAGGGUUAAAUUAACAGAACACACUGCACACAGCUCACUUCACUGAGAUGACGUGGCCUGUGUUAAGUGUUGUCCUUUAACAAUCUCUUCAGCCAUUGCGCAGUCAGAGCUGCUGCUUCAUGAUUAGCACAUGCACUGUCCAUUGGCAGAGCCUGCACUACAUGACCGCACAAGGAGCUUAAGGACUCCUCAAGAGUCCCUGAGAAGCUCCUUCUCAUGCAAGCUGCCUUAAGGGGAGAAUGCUGAUGUUACGUCAGUAACCUCUCUGCAAGAUUUCCACUUCCCAAACAGGCCUAGCUGCUGCUGCUCAGAAGAAUCAUACGGUGGCAGUGAGAGUUUCUGUAGAAGCCGUAGGAUAGCCAAUCCGCACAAAUAAUCAAGGGAACACUUUCCUGCCACAGACCCAAACAGACACACAGGUGGUGAAUAAAUGGAGAAAUUAGAUUGGGUUUUGUUGCCUAAUUGAGAUUGUCUUGUACAGACAAAGGUUACAGGUAGUUGUAUUCCAAAAGAGGGUCACCUAUUAUUUGCUCAUUUAAAUGUUUUGGGGUUUUUUCCCCUUCAAUUUUUUGGAUAUUGCAACUAGCUUAGAUGAGCAUGGGUCUGUGAUAGGAAUUAAUAGUGUCUCUGUAAGAUACACAGAAUUGUAGAAGUUAGGGGUCUAUUCACUAAGCUGUGAGUUGAGCUUAGUAUACCUUUGUGAAGCACCAUUUACUGUUUAGUAAAUCUCUCAUACAUUUCUCUCGUUUCACACUGUAGAAGCUAAAUAUUUGUCUACAAAUUUCAGAUUGUGUGUGAAAACGGGUUGUAUUUUGUCCAGUGAAUGCAGGGGUGUGUGUUUGUGCAAUGUCUGUGCAUGUAAAUAAAGACAUACAUAUGGGUUGAUGGUCUGUACAUAUUAAUAUUAUACCGCAAACUUUAUUCUGCAGUACUGAACAAUAUUAUAAAGGGGGAAAUUUAAUUAUAAAGGAGACAAUUACAAACUUGGAGGAUCUUGGAAUUUUAUGUGGCGUGUUAGUGUGUGAAUAUGUAAGUGUAUGUUGUGUGUAGAAUUUAUGUACUUGCAACACUACAAUUUCAUUGCACUCACAUGGCAGUGGCCUCUAAUAAGAAUUUCCGCCUGUCAUCUGGCCCUAUCACUAAAAAUGUUAUCCCAGAGCCCCUUACUAUAACCUUAGAGCUCUGUAUGAUUGCAGCAUGAGAGCAAAACCUCCCUCUUGUGCUUCAGCUCCUGCAUGCCGUCGCUGCCGAUAUCUAUGUGAUCAGUCCUGGGAAGAUGGCACAGUGCUGAUCACUGUCGUAGGAAGGCAUGUAAGGCAACCUGGGGGGUGUCCUUCUGUCUGGGGCAAGCCCAGAAUCCUUCAGAAUUCCCAUAUAAUCUUCUUGGCAGAACGCGAUUGUUCAGCCGCAGUGAUUUAAAGGGCUAUAUGCAGUGUUUACUUUGAGCACCGUGUACAACUCAUCGCUUAGUUUGGGGCCACUAAAUAUGGCCAUUGUACUUGAUUAAUGGGUCUCCCCGGUGUGAACAGUGCUAUACGCCUGCUUGCACCAAAAUGAAAGCACAGGCUUUAAACUCCAUUAUUUUGGGGUUUGCCUAUCUGUGGGAAUGCGGUUAACCCCACUCCUCAUUGCAGUUGAAAUCCGCUGUGCAGCCACUUGUAAAAUAAAAUGUUUUUCCAAUCACGCUGUGAUAAGUGUGGUGUUCAAUGGCACACUCUCCAGGGCUGCAUUUCCACUAUCCAGUAGCUAUCUAGGGGCAAGUGAGAAUCUGAACAACGUAAUACCAUAGCUACAUGUAAGGAAUACAAAACUAACUGGAUACAGCCAAAAAAGGUACACUGAAGUACAGGGGGGUAACCCCUAGUGGAAAUAAGCAGUAAACGAGAGAGUAAUGUACCUGCAAACUGGGAGGAAAUAGCGUAUGCCUAUACUACAUAAUAACCAGAAGGAAUAUGAAGAUAAAAGGCACGAGUAAAAAGGUCAAAAAAGAAUUUAUGGUAUACUGAAUAGUAUCGAAAAGAAUAUAAAAUAACAAUAACCCAAAAGUGCUAUAACAAAAAAUCCACUAAAAACAAAAACGAUACAAUGUUAAUUAACUUGAAUAGACUCUAAUGUCUUAAAUGGUAUAGAAGUAAGCGACCGCACACGUCUGUGCUGCUUGGGAAAACUUUUGAUAGUAUACAGCAUUUAUACGCUUGCAGGCUCCAUUACUAUAUAUGUAGAACUGUGUCUUUAUCAUUAGGCAUUAUACACACUAUACCUACCUAACAAUCGUGUUAGGACCUGCGAUUUCCAUCUUGACAAUCGCAGACUGGUCUUUGAGCCAUCUGUCUAGUACAUUUUCUGCACUUAGAUCAUUCGUUUAUAUUCCAUCACUCUCCCAUAAUUACGACUAUCACCAGCUAAACGUCUUUCCCAAGCAGCACAGACGUUUCUGCAAAUAGCACUAUUGAGUAAAACACUUAUCAACUUUUUAUUUUUUAUUUUUUUGUCUCCAGAAUGUUAUUGUUUUAAAUAAUUGAUUUAUUUAGUGAGUAGGUAUUAGUGAGGUCGAAGAAUAAAAUUUUCAAUUAAGAAAAAUAAACACUGCGGUCUAAUAACACAUUAAAAUAAUCAGAAACUUGGUAAUGAUUCUCAGAUGUUAUCUUUAGUACUAUUGUUUUGAAUUUAAAACUUUCUAAGGCAAAAGUUUAGAAUUCAAAAAUGUGUAAAAUUUGAAUUUAUAUAUAUAUAUAUAUAUAUAUAUAUAUAUAUAUAUAUAUAUAUAUAUAUAUAUAUAUAUAUAUAUAUAUAUAUAUAUAUAUAUAUAUACACACAAUACACAAGAUCCAGCGCACUCACCUAUCCACUAAACAGCAACUUCAAUGUUGAAAGAUUUUAUUUGUUUUUUUAAAAAACACCUAAUCUAGGCAAAAAUAAUGGGGGUUUAGUUACAUUAUAUGAUCAUACAUUGCAUAAGCCUGCCACAACGUCAAUGUACCCCAUCUUUGGCAGGUCCUACACUAACAGCCUAAUGUCUGCUCUUAUGAGAUUAACCACUUACUUGAGGAAAAAAAAGCCAUCUGGGGCUCUCUGCAGUUCAAGGCUAAAUAGGGCCCUGGGAUGAGGCACCUGUGACAGGGAGGGGUGCAAAACCAAGGAGUUGGCUAGACUCCCAAAUAUAUACAUAUGAAACAAGGGGGGUUGGCUGCACUCACCUGAAAUAAUAUGUGUGUGUGUAUACAUAUAUAAUAUGUGUGUGUGUGUAUAUAUAUAUAUAUAUAUAUAUAUAUAUAUAUAUAUAUAUAUAUAUAUAUAUAUAUAUAUAUAUAUAUAUAAUAUUUUUUUUUAAGCGCAUGUGUCAUAACCUCCCAAUGGUUUCCUAUGGGAAAGCAUUUGAUUGGCCUAAACCUUGCUCAUCUUGACCAUGGAGGCGAGGAUAGCCGCUGCAAGACCGACACGGUGUGGGAAAAAGGUCCAUAAAAACACCAUUCCCAUGGGGGCCAGUCACCUAAACGAGCACACUCACUGAAAGACUUGUGCACACACAUUCUCUCACAGGUUAUUUGUUUCAGUUCCACCCAAUUUCCCUACCUUUGGGAGAGCUGGAGUGGACCAGCCUUUGUUCUGAUCCAGCGGGGUUGCUGUCCUUAAAGCUUGCUCUGAUCCCUCGCGUGCUGUUUAGUUAUGCCGGGACUGGAGUGACGUCAUAUUCCGGCUCUGGACAUUUCUGGUGGGCGUGCAAGGAAUCCGAGCAGGAAGAUUAUAGCUGUCUCUGCACCGCACUCCCUGCCUCCACGGGAACAGGCUGAAAAAACGCAUGCGCCAGGACAGAAUUCCUAGUCGCCAGGGCGACCUGACAUCUGGUAUUUGUCGAGCCCUGACUUAAAGGACACUACAGGGUAGGGAAUACAAACAUGUAUUCCUGACACUCUACAGGCAUACCCUGCUUUAUAUACACCCACUUUAAGUACAUGCGCGAGUACAGACAUUCCCGUGAGUGAACAGGAAAUGGGAGGUUCUAUUCUCGGCCAGAGCAGCUCAGUUCAGUGUCUUUUGGGCAAGAACUUUCCACACCUUCUUUUGACAUGGCACAAGUUAAUCGUCUCAAAUUUAUAAUGUCUACUCCUAGGGAUCGACCGAUAUUGAGGUGUGUAUAUAUAUAUAUAUAUAUUUUUUUUUUUUUAAGCUGAUACUGAUAAUCUGUGAACUAUAGAGAGUGAGUGUGUUUGUGUAGUGUGUGUGUAUAGUGAAUGCAGAGUGAGUGUGUUUGUGUAGUGUGUGUGUGUAUUGUGAUUUGUGUAAAAUGAGAGAGGCAUUUUUUUAGUUUAAUAUUUAAAUUUUUGUAUUUUUUUAGUAUAGUAUUCCCUGGUGGUCCGGUGGCUUGUUAAGUACAGGGGGGCCCGCAGGAAGCUGUUACCUUCCCAGCAGCUCCCUGUCUAACUCUCGCAGCCCUUAGUGCCGCGCGGAGCGUUGCCAUGGUAACCCGUGGCAACGCUCUGCGGCCACGGGUCUCGCAAGAUUUAGACAGGGAGCUCCUGGGAAGGUAAGUGAGUGCUUCUUGCGGGCCCCCUCAGGACCGCCGGGCUUGUAAUGGCCCAGCGGUCCUAGGAGGUAUUAUCGGUAUCUAAAUUGGCCAAUACCGAUAUUACGGGGGGGAUUUUUUUUUUUUUCCUGCCCCUACAUUGUCCAUAGUCUUCAAUCGGCUGCUAUCCAGUGAAAGGGUUUACCCUACCAUUUUCUAUAACUAUGACUUAUCAGCUUAGCUGCAUUAGCCACAAUUCUACGGAUUCAAAGUUAAAACAUAAAUGCUUAAAGUGAUGAAGAGGUGUUUAUAAACAAAGUGUGCAACUAAGCUGCUAAUAAAUACAAAUUGGCAGAAAAUGGCACAGUGGGCAGGUUUCUUUUAAUUUUCCUCCCAGUUUAAGGUUGUCAAAUGAGUAAAACUUUAAAGAUAAAUGGUACAAUCUGGAAAAAAAAAAGGUGUUGCUUCAUUUUAAGUACAUUUUUGUUUUACAUACACGCUCUGGUCCCAGUGUGUACCUUAAAGUGGGGUAUGCCUGUAGUCCUCAAGUAGCUGUUUGACCGUCUGUGGGUUUGUUUUGGUUAUAUAUAUAUUUUUUUUUUUAUUGUUUGGCUUAAACCAACCAAUCAGUGCUCUGAGUCAAAUUGCAGACUUUUUUUUUUUGUUUGUUUUUUUGUUUUUUUGCUUGGGUUUAUUUUAUAAGUUCAGCGAAAAUUAUGGAUUUUUAUUUGGCAUUUUUUGGGGGCUGAAAAAAUGUUUUAGAAAAAAAAACAUCAAAUGAUAGGUAUUUUUUUUAUUUAUUUACAGAUAUUUAAUUUUCUAAGAUAAGCAAAGAACAUAUUUUGAAAGGGGAAGAGGAAACAAUAGGAGUAUGUAAGUUUGAGGUCAUAGAGCCACUUUUGAGUAUGUGGCCAAUAGGACCAAUUAAAAGCAAAGGUUAGCUAGAAAUGGUUAUUUUUAAGAUUUGUUUGGUUUAGAAGUUGCAGAUUUAGGCACUAAAAGCCUUAUAGUCCAUAUGAGUAAUUAUUCUUAUUUUAUUAUAUAGCACCAGCAAAUUCCUUAGUGUUGUACAAUGGGUGGACUAACAGACGUGUAAUUGCGUCCAGUUGUCUGGUUACAUAGGAACAGAAGGAUUGAGGGCCCUGCUCAAUGAGCUUACAUGCUAGGAGUGUGGGGUAUUGUGACACAAAGGGUAUAAGUAGGGGUAAUGAAAUGGGUUGCUAGAAAAGUAUUCACUGAGAACUUAGUAGGUUAUUUUUGACAGUUGCAGGAAAAGAAUCAUGGGGGGCAGGGGGGUGAAAACCUGUUAACAGUUUAAUUGAUAUGCUUUCCUGAAGUGAGUUUUCAAAGAUUUUUUUAAUUUAUUUAUUUAUUUGAAAGAAUAAAGACUGGGUGACAGUCUAAAGGAGAAGGGAAGGGAGUUCCACAGAAAAUGUGUGAUCAGAACUGAUUUUGUUAUAUACGUCCGGAAAUAAAUAGGUGAUAAAAUUAUUGCAAUAUGCAUUGUCUCAAGUUUAAUAAGUUGAUCACAUCUAUUUUGGAGAAUUUAUAUUUCAUUUUAUUUUACUGAAAUUAUAUAUGGCACACACAUUCAUGUAUUUGCUUAAACAUUUAUGCUUAUUAACUGUAGUGGUUAAAUAAGUCAUUUAAAAAUAUAGUCUCCAAAGCUGGGUGAUGCACAUCUGGCUUGGUAUGCCAAUCCUGCUGAUCAUUCAUUGGCCGAAAGUGUCGGCUGAAUGCUCUCAGCCAAUAAAUGGCUCUGUCCAACGAAUAUGCACAGAAUGUACGUAUCCCAACUGACAUAACCAUCCAAUUAUGAUGCUGUUAGAGGUGGAGUUCAGUAUAAAAUAUCUAUGCAGAGUUUCAUAUUUUUAUAGCUGCACAGCAUAUAGGCACCAUAACCACUUAAGAUUACUCAAGUUGUUCUGGCUGUGGAGUAGCCAUGUUUUAAAGUAAGCCGCUCAUUGUGUAUACAUAGAUUUGCAGAAAUAGCCAUGGUUAUACAGUAUUUUUCUGAAGUGUGUGUGUGUGUGUGUGUUGUUUUUUUUUGUGUUUUUUUUUUUCUGGGAAAAAGUUAGUUAUCUACAGACACAAGUUAAAGGAACAUUAUAGGUUCACCAGAACAACUACUGCUUAUUGUAUUUGUUCUGGUGAGUAGAAUCAUUCCCUUCAGGCUUCUUGCAGUAAACACUGUCUUUUCAGAGAAAAUGCAGUGCUUACAUUAUAGCAUAGUGAAAACUCCACUCCUUAGAUGGCUGCUAGAGGGGUUUCCUUUGGCAGUGCUGCAGAGUAAGCAGCACUGCCAUUCAGUGUCUCCACCCUCUGCAUGCAGACACUGAACUUUCCUCAUAGAGAUUCAUUGCUUCAAUUAAUCUCUAAUGAGGAUAUGCUGAUUGGCCAGGGCUGUGUUUGACAUGUGCUGGAUCUGCCCCCUUGACAGUCUCGGACAAUCCUAUGGGGAAGCGUUGUAAUUGGCUCAGACCACCACUACUGAUGAUGUCAGCAGACAGAAGGCAGGCCAGAGGAAGACUGGGCAGAGCCAGCAGCUGUGUACUUGAAUACAAGUAAGAUUUUACUAUAUUUAGGGAGAGCCAGGGGGGGCUAGAUGGUGGGUUUUAACACUAUAGGGUCAGGACAGGGCUCGACAAAUACCAGGUUGCCAUGGCUACUGGGAUUUGCUGGGCCAUUUAGCCCCCAAGGUGGUUGGUUGCCUAUGAGUGCAGGCGGACGGCCGGCUCAUAAAGAGCAUGGGCUUACGAGCGGUCUGACGGUCAGCUCAGGAAGAGCAUGGCCAUGCAAUCUGUCAGCCUGCUGAGGGAGCGGAUGGCAGUGUAUGCGGUCGGCCGCACCGGCCAGCUGAGAGAGGCGGGAGGCUUCUGGAAGAUUGAGCCAAAUGGGCAGGUGCGCGAAGGAGCUGUAACCUCCCUGCUCUGCUCCCUCGUGCACACUCUAGUGAUGCCAGGAGCCCGAAUAUGUCAUUCCUGACCCGGCAUCACUAAACAACGUUCUAUGGAGCAGAGCAGGGAGAUGGCUGAAGCCUCACCGGACAAUAGGGAAUGCCGAACCACUCAAGCUCUGCUUAGACCUGUGUAUUUUAUUCACUAAAUAAAUCAGAAAGCAAAAUCUGAGGCCAAAAUAGCUGAUCUAGAAAACUACUCCAACUCUGCUGAAGUCACUACAAGAUAUAAUUUUUUUUUUUAGGAUUUAAUGUGCAGAAAUUGAGUUUAGUGUUCCACCCUCUGUCUUCCCACAUAGUGUGUGUUUUGGCUAGGUGUAAUAUGUGUUAUUUGCUGACUGUACAUGGUGUGGGUGUGGGAGCUGGCUGUCUGUGCCAAAUCAGUAAUAAACUUUAUCAGGUACCAAUACAUGGAGCACAUGCCUCAGACUCCAAUCUCUGUUAUUUCUCUCUGUUCCGGGACUCGCUGUGUCUGAGUGCAUGCUGAAACUGAGUACGCUGGAAUUGCUGAUUGAUCAUAUGAGGUCUGCAAAUGCUGAAAGUACAGCGCUCACACACCAUGACACAAACCGUGUCUAAAGGAACACUCCAUUGCAAAAUUUGUAGUGUCCAUUAACCUUUGGAAAGUAAAAGUUUACAGGUGGUGAGUAUGCAGUGGCGAGUAACUUUUAAGGUCUGACUGGUAGCAUAGAACUUCAGAUUUUAAACCCUAUUGUGUGUAUUCUAUCACCUGGAAAGAUGCAUAUUUUCUCAUUUAGGCUAUAUGGAACACUAGCAGGCAAUAGCUUCGUGUCUUGUAACUGCGGCAACUGCAAGCUCUCGUCCCUGGCACAACUAAAAAUCUCAUUGAGAAACCCUUGUUUCUCAAUGUUUACACAUGGCUGUAGUACAGCUCAUUAUUAGCAGAUGUCCUCUGGCUGACAGUCUGCUGCUUAUUGGAGAUAAUGGAAGCAAAGAAUACCUAUCUGACUUUCUGACAGACGGGAAGAGGUUUAAUCACUAACUUAUAAAAGUGCUGGUGCACGAGCCCAUUACACAAGAUAACUUUAUUUGUUUUAGAGUGUUCCUUUCCUGGUAACAUUCUAAAAUAUUAUUGUUAAAUUAUGUUUUAAAAAAGUUCCAACAUUUGUAUACUAUUGUGCAACAUUUUCAGCAGGGCUGUACUACUAUAGAAUGGGGCUAUUUGUCAAGAAAUUGGCAUCCAAAAUAAUAUUGACAGAUGAGUUAACGAAGGCCCUUCUUGGACACGUUUAUAAUCUAGGCAUAGCCAUAGGCAACCUUUGGUACUCUAGAUGUUUUGGACGACACUUCGACAUGAUGCUUUGCCAGCACUAUGGGUGUUAGAGCAUUGUGGGUGAUGUAGUCCACAACAUCUGGAGUGCCAAAGGCUGUCUACCUCUAGAAGCACUACUUCACAAUAUUACUCAUGUAUUACUAAUCUAUUUCUAUUUUUUCCUUCUUGUAAAAUAUUGCAACAAAAAGAGUGUUUCCAGUAACAACAAAAAAAGUUCCACAGUUAAAUGGAGUAAUUAAUGCAUCUUGUUUUUUUGUAUAAAUAUAAAAAUCAGGAUGUGUAAUGUGAUGCACACAAUUAGAGGGAGCAAUCUUACCAUGAAGCAUGGUUUGAGAAUUCGGGAUUAUUCUAGCUUUAGUGACUGAAUAAUCUAAAUUUUAUUAAAGACAGGAGGUGAAUAUUUGCUUUAACCUUCUUUACUGAACCUCCCAGCAGCAAAGAAAUAGUAAAACAUAUAGAGAAAAAAAAUCAACCAGUCAGGACACAUAUAGAGCAUAACAGUCUGUCAGGCUACUCCCAAAUCCUCUUUCUGAUGCAGCCAAUCAUAAGUGUAGUCAACCAUGUAAAACUUGAGUGAUCAAUCAACCAUGUAAACCAGAACGCAUACUAGAGACCAAUGGAACAUAGUCUUCGUGGCUCAUGCAGAGAAACUUCACACUAAAAAGACAGAGAAAGAUCGUGAAAGUAUGGUAACUUGGACUGGGUGUCUGCAAGAUAUCUACAUACACAGAUCUACCCCAUCGAUAUUACAAAAUCUGAAAUAGUCAGAACCAGGUAGAUUAAUAAGCACCUAACCAGAGCAAACGGAAAACAGACAGAUUACUAUAAAGUCGCACAAGAAACCUAGAAAAAAUUAAGAGUAUAUGUGACCAGAAAAAAAAUCUGGGGUGGGAUACCAAUAGGGUGGGAAAAUAUUUGCCUCCUGUCUUUAAUAAAAUUUAGAUUAUUCAGUCACUAAAGCUAGAAUAAUACAGAAUUUUAUGUUGAAACCAAAGAGAGAGAGAAGCAUGGGACGAUUGUCGAAAAUAAAAGGUACGGAAGGUAGAUUCUCUAGACCAAUCCGCGCAUGAUAGGAUGUCUGCAAGGGAUCCCCCAGCCAUAAAGGCGGAAGAGGCGGCAGCACCUCUGACAGAAUGAGCUCCAAAAGAGGAAACUAUGCCCGCCAGAUUGAGAAGCCAUUUAAUCCAGUGGGCAAUCAUGGGACAAGACACUGGCUUGUGUGGUCGCACAUCUGAGAUAAACAGGGGGCCCGUAGAGGUGAUGUAGAGGCGACGUAGUGUUGGACACAACGAGCAACGCAGAGAGACGGUCUGUCAGAAAAGCAAGGGUAAGUAAUCGUUAAGGAAUUAGUUUUAGUGCGGCAAGAAAUGUUGAAACGUACACCUUGGUGGGUGACAUCAAUAGCGUGAAAGUCAAAUGCCUCAAUAUCCGACACUCCUCUAAAAUAAACUAAGCAGAAAAGAAGAAGCUAAUUUGGCCGACAGUUGUCAUAGAGAGAGUGCUUCGUUGGGUGGCCAAGCCUCAAGGAAGGACAAAUCAAGACCAACAUCCCAAAAAAUUUGAAUAUUUUGGGACAGGAGGUCGAGCAAGACAAAUGCCACGCAACAGUCUACAAAUUGAGGGGUGUUUACCUAUUGCUGUAUUGUCAAUGGGGCCGUGAGCUGCCGAAUUUGCUGAACGAAACACAUUAAUGGAUCUGUAGGAUUUACCUUGAUCAAAAAGAGCGGACAGAAAAUUCAUAACGUUAAUCAAAGAAGCUGAAACUGGAUCAGUACUCCUUUCCAAACACCAGCGAUGCCAAGCUAGCCAGGCUGAGAGGUAAGGAGCUGCGAAGAUCGCCUGUAUCGAGGCGGAGAUUAUGCGAGCUAAGUCGCGAAGACUGAUAGUCGAAGAGGCUAGAAUUUUUAUGAUGUAUUUUUUUUGAUGUUCUUGAUCUUUACUGAAGGGAGUUGUAGGAUAGCCAAAACGGAAUCUAUUUGGAAUCCGAGGAAUUGAACCAUUUGAGACGGGGUUUGGACUGAUUUUUGGGCAUUGAUCACGAACCCCAAGUUUUGUAACCGAGCUGUGGUCAUGUCUGUAUGGAGGCGUAGAGUGCCUGGGUCCUGAGCCAUAAGGAGGAGAUCUUCCAGAUAUAUGAUGGAGCGAAUCCCCUGAGAGCAUAGCAAGGCCAUGACCGGUUUCUGUGAAACACCAAGGUGUGGAACAGAGUCCAAAGGGGAGGCAUGUGAACUGCCAUAAGUAUUGAUGCCAUCUGAACUGUAGGAAACAGCGAUGGGCCGGUGUUAUAGGAACCGUGAGGUAAGCAUCUUUCAAGUCCAAACGGGAAUAGGAACUUGAGAAUAAGCAAAGUCUAUUAACUGAAGCAGUGCGGCCCCGGAGGGAAGCAUAUCCACGUCCUCUGAUGGAACGUCUAGAGGGAAAGAACUGCUUGUGGUAGAAACGGGUAUUGCCCGAAUUCCAUGAGUCUGCUGGUUAAGGCCUGUAGCCUGUGAAGGCAGCUCUGCCAGUCGUUCGGCCCCUGAAGUGACCAGCUCUCCCGGAAAAACGCUGGGGUCUGAACACCCUGCGAAGGUUCCAUUGUGCCUUGUUGAGGGAGGUAAACACGGAUACGUGUUUUAUUCAGGUCCCGUAUGAACCUGUCCCCAAAUAAGUCUGUUAGCCUCUGGACCAAGUUCUUUGGUGCCUAGUUCUGCCAAUUUGGCGUCAAUUUUAUAUGAUACUGCUUUACGCCGUUCAACGGAAAUAGCUACAUUGGCGUUGCCCUACAGGCAUAACACUCUUUGUGCCCAUUCACGCACCAUGUGUGCGUCAAAAUUGCCACCUGCUAGCGUCUCGUCAGCGAUUUUUAUAAAAAUCUGGAUAAGCGGGCCUGCUAUAUCCAUCAGCUUGUCCUGGGUGGCUUUUAAGCCAACUUCGAUUCCUUUGCAGGGAUCUUUACCCAUCUUAGUCAGAAACGUGACCAGGAGUGGGUAAAGUUCAGGGGUGACAGCCACCUUAUCAGGGAUUAUAGGCAGUGGACAUUCCGCUCUUAAUUUGGCUCUAAUCUCCUUUCCUAAAGGUUUACAAAGCCAUAAUCUGCAAUAUUUGGCAAUGUGAUCAGGGGGUGUCCAUUCCGCUGAAUGAGGGUGUCUGAUGCAGCGUGGGGCAAAUAGAGGACAGCCAUUGGUAUCCAGUAGGAUAUCGUCCUUUAUUAUCUAAAUUAGUAGUGGACAUAGGAUCAGUGUCCUGAAAGGACUGGUUUUCGGGUCUCCGUAACAAAUUCAGAAGAGGAAGGGUCACCUGGGAGAUCCUCACCUGGAUAUGCAUUGUAUUUGUCUAUCACUUGUAGGUGAUAGCCAGAGGUUGAACCCUUUAAGGGAUCAGAUUCUGAAGUAAAAGUGGGUUUGGCAUGAGACAAUUUAGCUGUCUUUGCUGGGGUUUUAUCUUUUGCCAGCAAAAGCACUGUUACCCUUCCAAGGGCGCUUACGUGGGGCUUCGUCAUCAUGGUCAGAGACCCUGGAAUCAGAGUCUGACAAGUGCGUGAUGGUGGCAGUAGUGGCUGUCUGGUCCCGAAACGUUGCCAAAGCUUUGGGGAUAGAGUCUGCAAUUGCAGCUUGAAGCCAGGCUUUUAAUUCUGCUGACAUUGCAGGUUCUGGUUGGUCCGACAUGAUGACCAGUAAAAUAGUAGUGGGUUCACCACAGAAUCAGUAUACCAACAGGUAUUUUAAACUUUUUUUUUUUUUUUUUUUUUAAUAUAUAAAAAAUAAAAAUAAAUAAGCAAGGCACUCCUCCUUUACAAACCUAUAGAAAAUAUGUAAAUGCCUAGGUGCAAUCCCGUGUUGCAUAUAUCAAAAAACAAAAUAAAGGGAGCACACUAGGUCUUCAGUAUAGUGAGACAAAAUUAUUUAAUGUAUCAAAAAUACAUGAAUCUGUGGCAAGCACAAAAAUCGACGUUUCGACCCGCCUGGGGUCUUUAUCAAGAUCAGUGACACAAACACAACAAUUUCAAUAUAUAGGUAAUUAUAAAAUAAGCUUACCAAUAGAGUGAUCGGACAGCCGGCAGACUGAGGAACCCGGAAGUGAACGAGCCACGUGAGAAACGUUCGUGUGACGUAAGUAACGGGGUUGCUAAGCAACCCAGCUUACACAAAUAAAUAAACACACAAAGCUGAAUACUAACUGAGGUCAUUAAAAACCUAAACCGGGUAUAACAGAUGGAGGAACAAAUAUCUCCAACAUAACCCUGUGUAUAUCAGAUCAAACUACUCACCAACCGUGCCAAGUGACCUAGGUGCAGUCCUGAUAUAUAGUGCAACUAAGAUACACGUAUCGUGCAACUAUGUGAAAAAAAGGGGUGUAGAAGUUCUGUGUAUAUACUAUAGGUUAGAGGAGUAAGACAUCACAGGCUUAAUAAUGAAAUACUAAGUAUUAAGUAUAAUUCCCUAGAUUAACAAUAAAGCAUCUAAAUCAUAAAGUACUACUAUAUAUCAUUUCCUUAUAAUCUAAUUACACUGGAGGCAAAGCCUAUAGCAUUAAAUAUCAUUCAGGAUUUUACUGAUUCCGCUUUGUUAAAUUCUCGCAUAAUCUAUAAUAUAUAAAGAAAAGAGGAACCAGAAAAGAGUUUAGCCAAGACAUCGCUGUGUAUAUUCAGACAAUAUAAAUAAUAAUCACUAGGCAUAAUAUAAACACGCCCUAUAAAAAAUACAAAAUUAGAAAACCAAACUCAAUGGUUAAAGAAACAUCGAUAGGACUAAAUUUUCAUUAAGUCCUUUGGGAGUCACUGUAUUCAAAUGGUAGAUCCAGUAAGCUUCACGCUGUAGCAGUAAUUUGGAUCUAUCACCUCCUCGCGGUUGAGCAGGUACGUGAUCAAUGGCUAUGAAACGGAGAGUAGGCAGAUGAUGUUGCAUUGCAAGAAAAUGUUUAGCGACCGGUUUAUCGGUUCUUUGAUCUCUAAAUGUGGUUACAAUUCAAGAUCGAUGUCCUCUAAUUCGAUCCCUCAACGUCAUGUCGGUCUUACCGACAUAUGCAAGUCCACAUGGACAUAUAAUCAUGUAGAUAACAUGUGUUGUCAUACAUGAAAUAUAAUGUUUUAAUCGGAAAUCUUUUCCCACUGUGUGGGUGGGCGAAUGUGGGUCCUGUCAGCAUAUGGCUACAUGUAACGCAUCCACUGCAUUUGUAACAGCCUUUUUUCUUGAUUUUGGACAAUUUGGCACAACCAUGCCGUGGAUCAUUUUUUACCAGCAGGUCUUGCAGAUUACGGUUGCGUCUAUAGCUAAUAAUUGGACACAAUUUAAACCUAUUGGGGAGGUUCUGAUCACUCUGAAAGAUAUUCCAGUGUUUAUGUAUGGACUUUUUAAUCUGUAGCAUGGCUGUAUUAAAUGUAAGGGGAAGGAAAAUACUCUUCUUGAUAUUAGAAUCCGUUUUGUGGGUUUGGUUAAAUUUAUUCCAAGCUUUCUUUCUUGCAAUAUCAAGAAUCCGAGGAUGUAAACCUCUUGCCAGAAAACGGUCCCAAACCUCUUGGAGUUGCUGGUCACGUUUAACCAUAUUGCUGUUAUAUCUCAUAACUCUUUGAAAUUGUGAGAUAGGCAGGGAGUCUUUAAUGUGUUGAGGAUGAAAGCUAGUAGCUGACAGUAAAGUAUUGCGAUCAGUAAUUUUUCGAAAUAAGGUGAAACCUAAAUGAUUCUCUUCCCUAUAUACAGUAACAUCCAAAAAUUAAAUCCUGGUGUUAUGCCAGUUAAGUGUCAAAACUACUGGAAUUGGUAAGGAAUUAAUAUAGUUAACCAUCUCUUCAAGGUCGGUUAUUGUUCCCUCCCAGAUCAUGAAAAUGUCGUCCACAUACCUAAGAUAUUUAAUUAUGUGUUGUUGGAAUUCAGGUAGAAUAUGUUUGUUCUCAAACCAGUACAUAAAACAAUUGGUGUAAGCUGGUGCCAUGGCUGCACCCAUGGCAGUGCCAGAAAUUUGUAAAUAGAAUUGAUCUUCAAAUUUAAAGUAAUUACAGGUUAAAGCAAUAUCCAACCAUUCCAUCAGAUAUGGGAUGUGUGGGCCAUUAUACAUGUCAUCAUUUAUCAAAAUUUCAGUUAUUGCCUCAAUGGCUUCCUUUUUUGGUAUUAUUGUAUAGAGGCUUUGGACAUCCAUUGUAGCCAGAAUAAUCUCUUUAUCAGCAAGAUCUACAUUCUGUAUCUGACUGAUAAAGUGUUGCGUAUCCAGUAGGCAUGUGGAGAGUUUUCUCACAAUGUUGUUAAUAUAGUGAUCAAUAUAUUGCGCAAUCUGCUCCAACAGUCCCUCCUUUGCAGACACAAUUGGGCGGCCUGGCGGAUGUUCCAAAUUUUGGCGUAUCUUUUUUUGUGUAUCACAAAUUUUGUUGCACUCACUGCGUAUUACACUGCUGGCCUGGUGCUAAUCCGCAAAAACAUAGAAAGGUAAAGUAGCACUCCUCGGUCUUUCUUGUAAGUAAAAAAUAGCUUUUAUUGCUCCAAAUUAAAAGAUCAACGUUUCAGUCUGCUGCUGCUGUCCUGAUGAAAGUUUGCAGCAGCAGACCGAAAUGUUGAUCUUUUAAUUUGGAGCAAUAAAAGCUAUUUUUUUACUUACAAGAAAGACCGAGGAGUGCUAUCUAAUAUUAAUAUAUAUAUAUAUAUAUAUAUAUAUAUAUAUAUAUAUAUAUAUAUAUAUAUAUAUAUAUAUAUAUAUAUAUAUAUAUAUAUAUAUAUAUAUAUAUAUAUAUAUUAAACAAACUAGUCACAAACAAAGCAAAAGCAGGUGCUUUCUUAUUGGGGUUCACCCAGACAAUAUCCCCUUUUAAGGGGACUCAGUGGGGUUCAUCCACAGUUAUGGCAGUUAAACUGUCAAUAUAAUAAUGACAGGGGUAACCUGUGUAAUCAAUAAAAAUAUAAGGGGUUCACCCGGAGAUGAGGCAAGAGGGGGUCACCCUCUAAUAGGCAUGGAGCUGUUUUGUAUAGUUUGAGGGCAAUCUGAAAAAACAAAAAAAACAAAUAGGCUAUGAUAAGCAAGUGUUCUGUAAUUGUUUAAAGGACCACUAUAGUGCCCUGAGGGUGCCCCCACCCUCAGGGUCCCCCUCCCGCCGAGCUCUAGGGGGAGGAAGUGGUUAAACUUACCUCUUUCUCCAGCGCCGGACGGGGAGCUCUUCUCCUCGGCUGAAUGCGCAUGCACAGCAAGAGCCGCGCGCGCAUUCAACCAGUCUCAUAGGAAAGCAUUCACAAUGCUUUCCUAUGGACGCUGGCAUCUCCUCACUGAUUUUCACAGUGAGAAGCACGCAAGCGCCUCUAGCGGCUGUCAAUGAGACAGCCACUAGAGGCUGGAUUAACCCUAAUAUAAACAGUUUCUCUGAAACUGCUAUGUUGAUAGAAAAAAAGGUUAACCCCAGCUGGACCUGGCACCCAGACCACUUCAUUAAGCUGAAGUGGUCUGGGUGCCUAUAGUGGUCCUUUUAACAGUAACCACAAAAUGUACCAGCAGGGGGCAAUGAAUACUCACAGUUUAACAGAGCUGCAAUCCAGUAGCGGAGAGCAGUUCCUGAAAAGCGCGCAAACGGGAAAUCUAACCGCCGAACAGAAGAUGGCCGCCGACAGGAACUGCAUGUCAAUCAAUGACGCGAAAAAAUGGGCGGUACAGAAAUAGAUCGCGGGCGUCAUCAAAACGGUGAUGAUUAGUAAGGUUUUACUUUAGAAAAAAACUAGUCAGAGAUAAAUAAAGUCACAGGGAAGGGACUGGACAGUGGGCUGACCUGAGAAAGAUCGAUGUUAUAAAGGGCAGAGAUAAAAUAAACACACACAUUACCUCAUGGGAGUAAAACAGACAGGGAAAGUUAAUUAAAGGAGUCAAAAAAAAUCUAUGGAAAAAACAAAAUAAGGCAGGUCAAUAUAUAUUAGAGAGCUAUAAUUGGAAUAGACUCACCUGGAAGGCAAGCAGCAAAGAAAGAGGAUUUGGGAGGAGCCUGACAGACCGUUAUGCUCUAAUGUGUCCUGAUUGGUUGAUUUUUUUUUUUUUUAUUAUUUAUUUAUUUUUUUUCUAUAUCUUUAACUAUUUCUUUGCUGCUGGGAGGUUCAGUAAAGAUGGUUAAAGCUAAUAUGAAGCCGCCUGUCUUGCCAUAAAAUUACUCUUCCUCACAUAAACAUGCAUGAUAUGCUUGAUCUACCAGCUGAAAGGAGGUCAAACUUCAAUUAAGUAGUAUCCACAAACUUUGGUUCCAACAGUAUCCAUAUCUGAGACAUACGGAGUGGUGUGUGUGUGAGCUUUCUAAGUAAAGUGGUCAUGUAUGUAUUGCCCAACAAUUAAGUAAUUGGGGCUUGUUUUAUACAUCUACAUUUUUGGUUUUUAUGCAGGAAGGUAAUUUUAGAGUAGUUACUUGAAGGCAAAAUCUGUUCUCUGCAAUUGUUUUAGUUCUGUUUAUUUGCAUAUUAGAAGAUACUGCAUACUCUAAGACAGGGAUAGGCAAUCUUCGGCACUUCUGAUGGUGUGGACUACAUCUCCCAUCAAGCUCUUACAGCUAUGAUGCUGGCUAAUCCUAAUGGGAGAUGUACUCCACAACAUCUGGAGUGCUGAAGGGUGCUACCUCUUGCUCUAGGACUGAUCUAUAAGAAUACAAUGUAAAACAAAACUGACCUGUGAAUCUUGCUAGAAAGUCAGUGAGAUGGCUUCAUGCAGUAUCUCUAGUACUUGUUGGAAUACCAGGCUCAGCUCAACCUCAUGUCCUUCUAAGGUAUAUCAUCCCCAGGUAAUAAAGUUGAUAUUGCAGGGUGUUGUUGAUAUUGAGGAGCUCACUAGAAAAUGUGUGCUCAAGGGGUGUACCAGAGUUUGCCCAUGUCAGCCAUGUCAGACUGUCCUUCUCAUCCUUACUUUUAAAUUGGGUUGUCUCCAGAGUUCUAAAUAUAUGGAAAGCUCCAGUACGUAAAGGCAAUUUAUUUUUAUUUUUUGGGGGUUGAUGCAUUUUCAGUAGUACAUAAAAUGGCUAGACAAGUUAAAGGGUUAGUCCAACUUCUUUUCUUUUCUUUCUUUUUUUUAUUUUUUAUUUUGUUUGACCAAGCUUUCCUAUGUAAAAUAGCCUAUAGACCACUCUUAAAUUGGUCCCCCUCAUAUCUUGCAGUAAAAUCGGUUUUAAGUUUACUUGGAAUCCAGGGGCAGACAAGGUGGCUUGAACGUCUCAAUCCAACAUCAUCUAGCGAUUCGAGCAGUCCAAAGGUGUCUCAAAAAGUUAAUAUAUCUCAUACUUGCACUUAACUCCUACCACCAUGACCACUUCUAAAAGCAGAAGUGGUCAUGGUUGUUUGUUUCCCUUUAAUUGUACUACGGAAUUUGCUGGCGCUAUAUAAAUAAUGUCUUGGGACGUCUACACUGACUUUGCUAGAUUUUUCAAUUGUGCAUGCACAAAUGAGUCUCGUAUGUGCAAUUCAACAUUCCACUAUACCAAUGGAUGGAACAAGUAAUUGGGUCAUGGAAAGUGCAACAAGAACGUGGUAAAUAUGAAGAAAAAGCUCCUGUUUACCUUGUUUUUCUGCCUGCAGAAUGAGACCACUAUAGCUUGUGAAUGAUUUGUCUUAAAGUCGUGAGAAAAAUGCCUCUGGUGACUGACUGUCCGACAGCCACGAAAGGGAUGUUCUUAGCCAAAUGUAAACAUAGUAAUUUUUUUAGAAACCGCAAUGUUUUACGUUCGUCGCGAGACAAAAACAAUGUUUCAGCACCAAAAACACCACAUAAAAAUGUAUGUGUUUUGGUGCUUCAUGUUCCCUGUGUGUGUGUGUAUGUAUGUAUGUAUGUAUGUAUGAACUGAACUCAAAGAUCUAAGACUUUUUCUAUGUACACAAAAGACCUAUUUCUCUCAACUAGUGUUCACAAAUCUGUCUAAAUCUGUGUUAGUGAGCACUUCUCUUUUGCCGAGAUCCAUCCACCUCACAGGUGUGGCAUAUCAAGAUGCUGAUUAAACAGUAUGAUUAUUGCAAAGGUGUGCCUUAGGCUGGCCACAACAAAAUGUGCAGUUUUAUCACACAGCACAAUGCCACAGAUGUCAUAAGUUUUGAGGAAGCGUGCAAUUGGCAUGCUGACUGCAGGAAUGUCCACCAGAGCUGUUGCCUGUGAAUUGAAUGCUCAUUUCUCUACCAUAAGCUGUCUUCAGAGGUGUCAUGCCAAAAGCAUGAGUUGGUGUUUGAUAUGUGUUGAUAUAUGUUGAGUUGUUUUUGUUUUUUGUUUUUUUUUGUAAACCUUGGGAUGACGUUUAUUGUGGUCUUUGAUCUGGCACCAGGCUUAGAGCCAUCACCAGAGCUGGACACAAGGAACUGCAUAGAGUGGGCAAUAAACUGCCAGACCAACCCCCUCUGAUUUCCCCCCCCCCCCAGGGGUCUGCCCACUGAGAAACAACUAGUUUUGAUAGAUUAAUGAGGGCACUUAGCACUGUGAAUCUUUUUUUGUCAGAUUAAAUGUUUACUUAAUCAGCUUGUGUCUCUGUUCUCUAUGAGCUUCACUCUCCAGAGGAAAGCUCAGGUAAACACGUUACCAAAAAGGGUUAACUAUAUGUGUUUGAUCAGUAAAAGUAGAACUGUGAUACUAUAAUUCUCCUGUGUGUGGGGUAACCUAAGACGCCCGGGUUUAAAAGUCUUAGUGGUGGCAGUAAAGUGUGUACUAAGGGGGUUAGUAUAGAAGGGAUUGCAGGGGUUAAUUGAGUGGUUGCUGGGACUAGCAACAGGUAACCAAGGGUCUGGUGUCAUUAACCCUGUCACUUCCACACUGUCCCCACUGUCUCGGCUAGGCCUAUAGCCCACGCUCGUGACGAGGCAUUUCAGAGAAUUUGGCAGUACAUCCAACAGGACUCACAACCGUAGACCACGUGUAACCACACCAGCCCAGGACAGCUGGGGCCACAAUCUGUUUGCAUAACCAAAUAAUUUCUGCAGAAACUGUCUCAGGGAAGCUCAUCUGCAUGCUUGUCGUCCUCAUCGGGGUCUCGACCUGACAGUUCGUUGUCGUAACCGACUUCAGUGGGCAAAUGCUCAUAUUCUAUGGUGUCUGGCACUUUGGAGAGGUGUUCUCUUCACGGAUGAAUCACGGUUUUCACUGUACAGGGCAGGUGGCAGACAGUGUAUGGCGUUGUGUGGGUGAGUGGUUUGCUGAUGUCAGCGUUGUGGAUAGUGGCCCAUGGUGGGGUUAUGUUAUGGGCAGGCGUAUGUUAUGGACCACGAACACAGGUGCAUUUAUUGAUGGCAUUUUGAAAUGCAAAGAGAUACCAUGACGAGAUCCUGAGGCCCAUUGUGCCAUUCAUCCACGACCAUCAUGUCAUGUUGCAGCAUGAUCAUGCACGGCCCCAUGUUGCAAGGAUCUGUACACAAUUCCUAGAAGCUGAAAACACCCCAGUUCUUGCAUGGCCAGUAUACAAUCCGGACAUGUCACCCAUUGAGCGUGUUUGGGAUGCUCUGGAUCAGCAUAUACGACAGCGUGUUCCAGGUCCUGCCAAUAUCAAGCAACUUCGCACAACCAUUGAAGGAGUUGGCCAACAUUCCACAGGUCACAAUUAACAACCUGAUCAACUCCUAUGCCAAGGAGAUGUGUUGCACUGCAUGAGGCAAAUGGUGGUCACCCCAGAUACGGACUGGUUUUUGGACCCCCCCCUGCCGGAACCUGCCACUACAGUAAAACUGCACAUUUUAGAGUGGCCUUUUAUUGUGGCCAGCCUAAGGCACACCUUUGCUAUAAUUAUGCUGUCUAAUCAGCAUCUUGAUAUGCCACACCCGUGAGGUGGAUGGAUUAUCUCGGCAAAAGAGAAGUGCUCACUAACACAGAUUUAGACAGAUUUGUGAACACUAGUUGAGAGAAAUACGUCUUUUGUGUACAUAGAUCUUUGAGUUCAGUUAAUCAAAAAUAGGGGCAAAAACAAGUGUGUUGCGUUUCGAAUUUUGUUCAGUGUAUGUAUAGAAGUGUGUGUGAUCUGUAAUAUAAUGUGCCUCAUGGGUUGUAACUGGCUCUGCCUCCUUGACUUUAUGAUGAUCUCAGCCAAUCCAAUGCUUUUUGCAUAGGGAGGCCAUAAUGCAUGUGUGGCAAAAUGCCUCCGGGCACCAAUCCACAUCUCCUCCUAGAGAUUCAUUGAAUCAAUGCAUCGAUAUGGGGAAAGUUACGCGCCUCCAUGCACAGUGUGGAGACACUCAAUGUCAGUGCUGCACAUUGUACAGCACUUGCCUAGAAAGCACCUCUGGUGGCAGUCUGAGUGACUGCUACUAGAGGUGUUCCUAAGCAUUAAUGUAAACACUCCCAUUAACGGGACACUAUAGGCUCAGCUCAUUGAAGUAGUCUGCCUGCAGUGUCCCAGGCCCCUUAAUCCUGCUAAGGUAAUUAUUGCUGCUUUUAAGAAACUGGAAUUAAUUACUUUUCAUGCUUAACUUCACCUCUAGUGGCUGUCUACCAGACAGCCACUAGUGGGACUUCCGAGCUGUUAGGUGACUUUUGGUUGUUUUAACUGACGCUGGAUGUUCUCACGCUAUGCAUAAAGACUUCCAGUGUCAUCCAAAACACCAUAAGAAAGCAUUAUCCUAUGGGGAAAUCCUAAUGUGGCCAUUGCCUCACAUACGCAUUGGGUCUCCCCCACCGACUGAUGGUGGGGGAGGAGUGAGGGCGGACCCGAGCCAGCGCUGAGGGACAAAGGUAAGUGACAGGUUUUUUUUUUUGUUAACCAAUUUUGCACCACGAGAUGGGUCCGCAAGGGAGAGGAAGCUAUAGCGCAAGGAAAAAAGUGUUUUCCUGGCACUAUAGUUUCCCUUUAAGAUAUAGUUGUUCUGGUGACUAUUGUGUCCCUUUAAGUGUAUGUGUGUUUUUCAUGAGAAAUUGUAUCUUGUGUUGUAAUGUUUGCAUGUCUGAUGAUUGUUAUAGGGAUGCUCUAUGCAUCAAAACUUUAAACCACAAAUGUCACAUUAUACCCCUGCAGUCUCAAUUCUGAUAUUUGAGUUAAAUCACUUUUGCUUUUAUUUAUGCAGUUGUGGCCACACCUCACCUUGCUAUGACUCACACAGUACAUGGAGGGCCAAUGCUUCAUUUUUCAGUUCAAUAUUACAGCACAGUGUGUGUGUGUUUUUUUUAUUUUUUUUUAUUUAGACGUUCUAAACUCCUGUCCUGUUAGUUCAACUUUAAUAUCUCAUUGGAAGCAUUGUAGGUUCAGAGGAUUUUGUGAAUCCCUGCCAGGGGAAUCCCUGAACAGAUGAAAAAAUGCACAAUUAAAUGCAUGCAAGUUUUCAUUUGGGGUGUAUUUAUAUCUACUUAACAGUGAAUUUUAGUUUAUAUUUAGGCUGUGGAGUGUCCAUUUAAAGGAACACUGGGAAUGCAAACUUGUUAUGGAGCCAAAUGCUAUAGUGCCCCUUCCCCUAGCUCUUUAUAUGUCUCUUACUGCAAACUUCUCCACUACUCACACAUUUGUGGUUAAAAAUUAAGCAAAGGAUUUGCUUACCGUGUGGGUAUAGGAAAGGUUUGAAUCAAUGCUUUCCUUUAGUGUGUGUUUUUUUUUAUUUAUUUUUUAUAUAUAUAUAUAUAUAUUUUUUAUUUUUUAUUUUUUUAAAGCAGUGUUUUACUUUGCACAGUGAAAAUGACCGGACCACGGCACUCGGGUCACUUCUUGGAGAUGAAGAGGCCUGUGUGACUUUACUAGCCCUGUAAAUGAAUAUACAGAUCCUCACACAAGUACUUGCUGAGGUGUUUAUUCACUGAUUAGUGAGAAAUCAUCUAAAUCUUAUUGUGGGGUGGUGGGUUUUAGUUCACACCAUAACAUCGUUUAGAAGACCUGUAAGUGUACGGUAACUGAACAUAUGUCUGUUUCUGGAGAAAUUAUGAGGGAACAUUGCAUGUAUUUGCUUGCUUAUAUAUGUAAAUGUGCCUUUAUAUUUGUGUAUGAGUUAAUGUGCAUGUAUUUGUGUGUGUGUGUAUAUAAAGUGUACAUAUAUAUGGGUCUAUGUAUGUGUAGGUACAUGUAUUGGUGAUUGUGUGUGGAUGGAUGUGUAGGUGUGCAUGUACAUAUAUUUGGGCAUUUGGUUGUAUUUAUAUGUAGUAUGUACUUGCAUACUUGUACAUAUGCACUACUUGUGUAUAUGUACGUGACUGUGAGUGUGUCUGUGUAUGCUGGAUAUAGGCCUUCAUGCAUAUCCUGUAACAUUUGGAUGGGAAUUCAUGCAUUCUUUAUAUUAAUACUCCCCCUUUCUCGCACCAUCUUCUGCACUUGGCUUUUUUUUCUCUCCUCUCCCUCACUCUGUGAUCUUCACACAAUAGAUUUAUGACCCUCUGUGAGAAUGGUGUCUAUUUUCUAUCAAACUUGUGUAUUAUCUGCACUCAUGUCACUUUUACCCCUGUAUCACAACUCAACUUUGAAUUCUAUGUGUCGUCUUGCUCAGAAAUGCUUCAGACUUGAGAAAGGGAGGUUCUCCCGAAAGUUUAUUAAAAAAUUCUGUUAGUCUAUUACAAGAUACGAAUUUUAUCUGUUUUAUUGUGUUUUUUUUUUUUUUACAUCUACAUCACUAGACUAACACGGCUACAAUCUCUACUUGAACUAGCUAGCCCAAGUACAUUUGCAGGGCAUUUUGAACAGGACCUUCCAAUUGGAACUUUACAGUAUAUGGUAUACAGCAUGUUGCUUGGAAAUAAGUUAAGAGGGGGGCCAGGGGUCUCCAUUACCCUAAGGAAAGCAGUGCUGUUACAAUAAACCAUGAUGUGCCAAAUACUGGAAUAUACAUUUUUGUAUCCUGAACCAGUGGUUAAAAUCUACCGUCCUUAAAGGCUACCUGUUGAUAUACCCAUCUGUUGUUAAGUAUCAAUUAACUGUAUUUUCUUCUUCUGCUUGUAGCCUGCAGAAAUAGACGUGCUGAUAGGAAAAGACAGAGAAGGAUUUUUUACCAAUGGCUUAACUGUGGGCGGAAAGAAAUGCUCUGUGAUCAGAGACAGCUUGUAUAUCGAUAAUGACUUCACAAUGGACAUCAGGACAAAGAGUCAAGGUGGCGAACCAACAUACAACAUUGCUGUAGGAAGAGCUGUAAGAGGUAAGCAACAUGUAGAGGGCAAUAUUUAUUAUUUUCGACACUUUUAGAUUUUUUUCUUUUUGGUUAAUAUUCAUUGGUUUAGAAGGUUUCAGUUAACAGACUGUCUGCCACUGUUUUAUAUUAAAGGUCUCGGUAUCAUAAUAUAUCACAAUUAAAUGGUUACACUGGUGUGGUCUUACCUCAAGGUGUUUAACCAUUAACUGUUUAACAAAAACAGAGAAUAUGAGAACUCUGAGAACGAACAAAAGCUUAGAGGAACUCCGUAGCUUGCCUUUCCAUAAAUCCCCGCUCAGGUCUCAAAAUAGUUUUUGCUCACUUGUGCCAUUGCAGAGAGAACCAGAACUAAUCUCAUCCAUAAGGGAAGUCCAGAACUGAAAUGCUGGCAAUUUCUUUUCAAAUAUUUUUUCUUUUUCUUUUCAAAUAUGCUGGCAAUUUCUCUCUGCACAAGAGAUACAGCAACCCCAGACAAUCGUUACGGCCUUCUUUGGGCCUAGUCAGCGAGGUAUAUCCGAUACUCCUCUAAGCACAGGGAAAACAGGGUCCACGUUUGGAUUACCAUUUUAAUCUUUGGGAGAGCCAAGUUAAUGCAUUGCAACAAAAACAGAAAAUAUGAGCAUGAACAAAAGCUUAGAGGGACUCCGUAGCUUCCCCUCGAUAAAUCCCUGCUUUUCAAUCAGAUGUUACUUUAGACCAGGGGUCCUCAAACUGUGGCCCUUCAGAUGUUGCUGAAUUACAACUCCCAUGAUUCUCUGGCUAUCUAUGUAGUUCAAAGAAUCAUGGGAGUUGUAGUUCCGCAACAUCUGGAGGGCCACAAUUUGAGGACCCCUGCUUUAGACAUUUGUAUAUUGAACUUUAAUCACACAUAGGAGUCUCCUGCAGGAUCUAGCAUGCUAUUCACAGACCGGAGAUAAGAAAUUCUUAAUUAAACAGAAUUUGAAAUAAAGUGUAAACAUUAGAUGACUCUUUACAGGAAGUGUUGUUUAAGAAGGCUGUGUAAGUCACUUGGAGGGAGGUGUGACUAGGGCUGUAUAAACAAAGCGCUAUAACUCCUAAAUGGGCAGAGAAUUGAGGAAUGAGUUUGCAGGGGCAUGAUCUAUCCACCAAAACUGCUUCAUGAGCUAAAGUUGCUUGGAUGACUAAAGAGUCCCUUUUAAAAUGCUAACUAGAACUCGUAAAUGCCAGAAGUUAAUUAACUUUGUCAUGUCAGGUGUGUGUCAUGGGAUCUUCUGACAUCACACAUGUGCUACUAAAGAAUUUUUAAGAAAAUAUAAAAAAAAAAUAUAUAUAUAUUUUAUUAAUAUAAUCCUCCUCUUUUCUCUCCUUGUUCUCUAAAUUAUCACUAUAGUAUAUUUCUCCUGAAACAAAUCUAAUUGAACUAUACCUGCACUAGCACCACUGCCAAUCAAGUUGGUCUGUGAGUGUUGCACUAAUGUAGCACUUAACCCCUAUCCUAUAAAAUAUAUCUUUACGUGAAGCUGAAUUUAAUGACCAAUUUCGCACCUUUCCUAUAUUCACUCAGCAAGAUGUGCUUCUCAGAGGUAUAUUCACAGCAACUACUGAGCAACCACCUAGGAGGGUUCUCCUGCUCUCUACUUUCACUAUGUUAUCUACAUUGAUGCAGUGCUGUUGGAAUAACCCUCUCUACCUAGAAACUGAUUGACAGGGAAUAUAACUUUUUUUUUUUUUUUUUUACUUUUUAUUGAAAAACUAGACAUGUGAAUUUCCAUUAUGUAAGUUAAUUUAAAGAUGUGAGUGAAAGUACAACUUAAAGUAACUUCUGUCUUUCACGUUUAUUUACUAUUAUUUUACUGAAUUGCCUGGAUUUCAAAGUGUGGUUGCACAUUUUAGACCUAAACGGUUGAACUGGAAGCAUAGCUGACUGUACAAAUUUAAAAUGCCUUCUCCCAGGGCUGUAAUUCAAUUGUAGCUUCACAACAGCGUGUAUUCAAAGAAAAAGAUGCAUUAUUUUGAGGUUGAAUAGAGCAGGUUCCCUGCGAAUUGAAAGGCACCACAGUCGCCCAUUUUACACAGGUAGGAAGGUAUAAACGGAUGCUAUGAUUUCUUAAGUAGGCUAGCUCACUUCUCAAGCAUGUGCAGCUGCUGCUUUACCCAGUCCUAGCACAAUAAAGCUCUUUGUUUCAGUCUAAAAUUACAUUGGAACGUGUAAUAUGUAAAGGUCAUGUUGUCUAUUGUUGUUUGGGGCAUAUAAUUAAAACUCAGAUCACUUGUUAAAUUUGGUAACUCUUUCUAAAAGGUCUUAUUGAAGACAAAGUAGAGCAAUUACAUAGCCACAGGUUUUCUAUAUAAUAGGAAAUGCUGGCCUUUUGGUCUUUGACAUGACAGAGCAUUACAAGAUUGUUUGUUUAGUUAAUGUAUAUCUUUUAGUUACUUUCCAACAAAAUCUUCAUAGACUUGAAAUAGGCAGUAUAUUUUAUAAAACAUGUAGGAACACCAAUUGGCAAAAAAAAGUAAAGUAAAGGUUUUUUUUUUUUUUAAAUAAGACCCUUACUUUCAUAAUUCUGGCUUCUUGUGCCUAUCCAUAGACAUAUUAUUAGCCAGGUAUUGACUUGGCCAGUUUGUCAGAAGCCUCUCUUUCUGAUAUAUGGAGUCUGAAUUUUUGGAUAGGUUUUAAACCAGUAUUGUACAAGCUGACAUGCAGAUAGGGCAUUGGAUGUUUUAAAGCAAUAAUAAAGCUGUAUUCCGAACGUAGCAGUGUACCUUUUACUGUAUGGCAGUGCCCCCAGCCACUAGAAUGUGUCUUAAUCCUGCAAUGUAAAUAUUUCAGUUUCUCUGAAACGGCAGGGUUAAGGGGACAGGUGCACUUAAUUUGGGCAAUUUAAAUGAGAGGAAGUGCUCUGGCUGCUGACAGUGUCCCUUAACUAUUUGCAGACCUUAGGAAUGUAUCCUUUCAUUAGACUACAGACCCAUAAAUGUUACAUGGCCUUACUGUCUGCCUAGCCAAAUGGUGUUCAGGGCCGGCGCGUCCAUAAGGCGGCACAGGCGGCCGCCUUAGGGCGCACGGGCUCUGGGGGCGCAAUAUUUCAGUGACCGGCAGGAGGGAAGCUCUCCCUCCUGCACAGGCCACCAUCUCGACCCCCGGCGCGGCAGUGCUGUGAUCAGGCGCGGCGAGGGAGCUCUAAUCUCCACCCUCUGCUCCCUCGCGCGCUGCCUACUGAUGCCGCGGGAGCCGGAAUAUGACGUCAUCAGUAGGCAGCCCGCGAGGGAGCAGAGGGUGGAGAUUAGAGCUCCCUCGCCGCGCCUGGUCACAGCACUGCCGCACGCCUCUCAGCAGCCCCAGCCCUCAGGGACCGAUCCAUCAUCCACACCAGCUCUCCAGGUAGGGAGGCUGGGUGGAAAAUGUGUAUUAAUAAACUAAUUAGUGAAUGUAUGUGAUGUGUGUCUGUGAGUGACAGUGUGUGUGUGUGUGUCUGUGAGUGACAGUGUGUGUCUGUGAGUGACAGUGUGUGUGUGUCUGUGAGUGACAGUGUGUGUGUGUCUGUGAGUGACUCUGUGUGUGUGUCUGUGAGUGACUCUGUGUGUGUGUCUGUGAGUGACAGUGUGUAUGUGUGUGUCUGAGUGACUGAGCGUGUGUGUGAGUGAGUGAGUGUGUCUGAGUGAUUGUAUGAGUGUGUGCAUGUGAGUGUAUGAGUGUGUGUCUGUCAAAUCAGUGAGAGUAUGUUGGUCAUUGAGUCUGUGUGUGACUAUCAGUGUGUCUUUCAAUGAGUGUCAAUCAGUGUGGGUCUGUCAGUGUCAAUGAAUGAGUGUGUCAGAUCAAUGAGUCUGUGUCUGUCAGCGACGUCUGUGUGUUUGUUUGUCAUUGAGUGUGUGACUGUCAGUGUGUACAGAGUGUAGUGGAGCAGAGCGCGGUACAGGAGCUUCUGUUUCCUGUACCUGGCCAGACUGACAGGAGGUGCUCACAGAGAGAGCUCUCCCUGUCAGUCCGGCCGGGUACAGGAAACUGAAGCGCCUUUAGGGAAUCUCCUCCGCUCGGCAAUGCAACAAUAGAGGUAGGAGGCACACCAGGAAGCGGAGUGUGACCACUAAAGGGGUGUGGGGUGCACCAAGGGACAGGAAGGGAAUGGGAGAGAAACUCCAAGAGAAAGGGAAAAAAGGGGGUAGGGGAGAAGAACACUAAGGGAGAGGGAAGGGACCACUAAUGGUUGGGGAGGGGAGAGGGGCUGGUUAAGAGGCACAUAGGUGAAGAUUUUUUGGGGAGGCGGAAAAAUGCAUCUUCACCUAUGUACCUAAAAAUCCAAGCACCGGCCCUGAUGGUGUUACAGGGUUGACAGAUUUCAAAGCUCAGCCUCUGUUUGUGAGGCUAGUACUCUAUCAGCUUCUCUACUUUUGUACUUGAUUACCUAUAUAACGGUUAUUGGUCACUACAUGUUUUAGAGAAAAGGGAACUCUCCUUUACCAGAGUAUAUGACAAUCUCUUGAAACUAAUAAAGAAAUUUAGCUUGCCGGGAAUGUACUCUUCCUGGUUGCUUUGUGCCCUAGUACAAAGUAUAAGUAAAUGCUCUUCAUAGAGAACAAUUGAAUUUGAUGCUUCUCUAGGGGAAGCAUUGGGGGUACAGAGCAGCAAAUGUCAGACAUGCAUUUUAUCUCCAAUGCUUCGUGAGAAUAAUUGGCCCUGCAUUCCUGCCUCUUUCAUUAGCUCUGUGGAGCUAAUAGAUGUGGAAGAAAUCUUCACUGGCUGGCUGACCACCAUGGAGGUGUUUCUGCCACCAUUUAUAGAAGUGCAGAUUGCUCUUUAAAUCAGUGCUUUUAAUAAAUUCUCAAAUAUAGGACAGGCUCCAGAGACCUAAAGCACUUAAGCAACCUGUUGUACUUCAUUCGAGUUAAAAGUAACCAGCAGAAAGGAAAUAUUUUAGAAAUAGUGGUGGGUUUGACUGGGGACGGGGAGGUGGAUUAAGGUUCCGAAAGCUGCCAAACCUUUGUUUGGAAAAAUACAGCUACUUAUUUAAACCAAAGGCUAUUUAGUUUUUGCAAUAUGGAUAGUGGCAUUACUAACGUGUGUGUGUGUGUGUGUAUAAACACAAAGUGACCUUUUUCUGUUUAAAGUGAAGUAUAGCAUUUAGAUGCUCCUUGUCAAUCAUUGCCAUAGAAGUUUCACUUCAGUUUCCAAUAAAAACGUAUACAGAUCAAGAUGGAUCUGUAUAACUUCUCUGAAUUAUUUAUCUAUUUAAAAAAAAAAAAAAAAAAAAUGGUUUUUCAUACAUAAUUUGCUGCUAAAUGUACUAAAGAGUAAAUUCUAUUGAUGACUGCAUGUUUUACUUGAUGUUCCUCCGCAGUAUAUGAUCUAUUUGCAGGUAUUAAAGGAACACUAUACCGUUCGGAAUACAAAACUGUAUUCCUAACCCUAUAGGGAAACACCCACAAUUUGAACAAAGGUAGAAAACCCCCCUUUUUAACACAUCUCGUUUCAGGACUGAGGUCCCUCGGCGCUAGAUCUGUCUCCUCCAGUGAUGUUACACUGAUGGGGAGCCUAAUGCACAUGCCUGGCUAGUGUCGUAUGCGCAUAAGAGCUUCCUCAUAGAAAAUAAUUGAAUUGGUGAUCUCCUAGAUUUUAAAGACAUGGACAUCUUCAUGCAAAGCGUGAGGUUAUCAAACAUCCUUUCUGGGAGUCAAACUUCAUUUAAGUCAAGCAAGCAUCUCUAGUGGCUGUCUAGCUGCUAUCCUCUAGAGUGUGUCUUAACCGUGCAAUGUAAACAUUGCAGUUUCUCUGAAAUGGUAGUAUUUAACAUUGGAGGGUUAAGGGGUAUAGGAGCACUUCCUGAGACCACUUCAAUAAGAUGGAGUGGUCUGGGUAACUAAAGUGUCACUUUACUAUAAAUAUAUGAAAAAGAAGCCGCUUCGUAUAAAUAAUACUAGAAGAAAGCCUAACUUAUUUUAGUUCUAUUUAUAAUUGAAAGUGAUACAGCCAUAGUGUUUAAUGUACAAUAUUCAUGGCUCAAAAAAUAAAAAAAUGUUCUUGCCACCUUCUGGUGUCUGUCAUGGAUAUUUAUAUAUAGUUCUGAGAACUUAUGGAUGCACACAAACCUGUCAGACAUGCACAAAGCGAUCAUCCCAGUAAGGAGAAUUUUCUGCACUGGCAUGUAACCAAUGUCUGCCACUUUUUGCCGUUUCUCUGGUAGUUUUCAAGCCCAAUGAUUUUUACAAGUAACAAAAUGCAGGUAGACCGGGACAGAGGACAUUCUCCAUGCUUCCUGCUUUUUUAAAAUUUAUUUAUUUUUUUUUAUAUAUAUAUUUUUUUUUUUUACGGCAAAUAAAUGCUAUUUAAGGGGAUCUUUGUUAAUUGAGAAAGGCCAGAACGUUGGGAGGGAUAAUCUGCUGUCUGUUACACACAUUAAGUUAAACGUAAUAAGGCCAGAUACAUAGUCUUUUUGAAAAAAAAUGUUUCCCUUUAUUUGUUGAUGGUAUUUUCGUUUAUAGAUUUUGUCUAUUCAUUCACAAUACGUGUUUUGGUUAUUUUUGUCACACUUGCUUAUGUAUUUUUAUUUGGAUAAAAUGCAAUAGAGAACUUUGUCAACGAUUUGUGUAUGCUGUUGUGGAUAUUCUUGAGAUCGGACAGAGCAACUUCUCUGUUUUUAUUGUAUAAGAUUAGAAUAAAAUGCUCCUGAUUGGUGGAGCUUUUUCUUCUGACAGUAACCAUUAUAUGGUUGAAUUCCUACAGAAUGUUUUUUGUGAAUUGUGUAAUUGUACAGACACUGAACAUAAAAUAUACGGUAGUAAGGUGGACAAAUAUCCAAAGGUGUGUGUUUGUUUGUUUUCAGGAUUCAUUCAAAUGCACUUGUACACAAAGUCGGUCUGUUAUACAUUUGCUCAAUAAUACAAAUUACCCGUACAAAUCUGUCCACAUUUGGGGAAGUGUGUCUUUGGUACCAAAAAAGUUUUGCUUUUAUCAAACUGUUCAUAUACAUUUGAUACUCCAUGCACCAUAAAUACUUCAAUAAGCUAUAGUUCUGGUGCUUAGUGUGUUAUGGGGUAUGGUUCUGUGUUAUUGAUGUGUAUUGCAAUUGUUGACUUCUUACAAUUAAGUCUUUUUUUCUUUCUUUUUUUUUUCUUCUCUUUCAGUCUUGGUCUUUGCAAUGGGAAAGGAAGGAGUCCAUGGAGGUGGUUUGAAUAAAAAGGCGUUUGCAAUGGCAAAAUACUUGAGAGAUAUGGGAUUUUAG